Cooperia oncophora is the source of this 666-nucleotide messenger RNA. NCBI's taxonomy places the organism in Eukaryota, Metazoa, Nematoda, Chromadorea, Rhabditida, Trichostrongylidae. The record is from the annotation of a GenBank genome assembly.
AUGAAUUGUUCACCUGAAAGCCUCCUAAUGAGUUGUCCUUCUCGUUUCCAGGAUGCCAUCAUGGAAUACCUCAUCGAGGGAUACGAGCUGAACAAAAUCGAUGCUACAGAGCCAGAACUCUCAGAUUACGUACAGAUUCCGGAUCACGUUCGUCUUUCGGAAGAACUUAAGGUCUGUAUGCAAGAAGCCGACUUCGACAUGUCUGUCACUUCAGAUUUCAUGAAGUGCUUUGACCAGAGCAUCACAUCCUUCGAUUUGAACGUUUGGCCAAAAGUUCUGAGGCGAGUUCAGCUACUUUUUCAAAUGGUAUUUCCACCGAACUUCCGAGAACUGCCUCCUCCAAAGCUGGAGCUCUUCGACCUGGAUGAGAUGUUCAGCAGCCAAGAAGUUCGGCUCGCCCAGCUGACGAAUAAAUGCGAAGAAACUGACCUGGAAUUCUAUAUACACGAGGCUGGAGAAGUUCUAGGUGUAAAUUCAAGUCUACCAAUAAACGAGCGUAACCCAAAGAGGAUUCUGGAGCACGUACUCAUGCAGCUGUUCGAGUUCAAAAAGCUAGGACAGGACGGAGACGUUGAUGCGAUGCUGUACGACAUUCAGGGUGGCGCUGACGUUAUGGUCGACGAGGAAACGUUUUCUGAUAUUGAAGACUAUGAUGACCUUCAAUAA